CCCGGUCCCGAUCCCCGGGACGCAGUCCCAGCUCGGCGGGCAGCCCCAGCCCCUGCCGAUGCCGUCCCGGGGACGCCGACACCGAAGCUCCUCCGGCCAGGGCAGGGACCCGGGCCGGCCCAGCCAGCUCUGACAGCCCCAUGGCCCUGGCCGGCCACUGAGCCCCACCAUGGGCAACCUGUACUCAGAGUACCUAAGCCCCAACAAGGUCCGGGAACACUAUAAUUACACCAAGGAGACGCUGGACACUCAGGAGACGGCCUCCCGCCAGGCGGCAUUGGUCAUCAUCAUCAUCCUCUGCUUUGCCAUCGUAGUAGAGAACCUGCUGGUGCUGAUUGCAGUUGCUCGCAACAGCAAGUUCCACUCAGCCAUGUACCUGUUCCUGGGCAACCUGGCUGCCUCGGACCUGCUGACUGGAGUGGCCUUCGUAGCUAAUACUUUGCUCUCGGGCCCGGUCACGCUGGGGCUGACACCCAUACAGUGGUUUGCCCGAGAGGGCUCCGCCUUCAUCACACUCUCCGCCUCCGUCUUCAGCCUCUUGGCCAUUGCCAUUGAGCGGCACGUGGCCAUUGCCAAGGUCAAGCUCUACGGCAGCGACAAGAGCUGCCGCAUGCUGCUGCUUAUCGGAGCCUCGUGGCUCAUCUCGGUUGCUCUCGGGGGCUUGCCCAUCCUCGGCUGGAACUGCCUGGGCCAUCUCGAGGCCUGUUCCACUGUUCUGCCGCUUUAUACCAAGCACUAUGUGCUCUGCGUGGUAACCAUCUUCUCUGUCAUCUUAUUGGCCAUCGUCGCUCUGUAUGUCCGCAUCUACUGUGUGGUCCGCUCCAGCCAGGCCGAUGUGGCUGGCCCACAGACGCUGGCCCUGCUCAAGACGGUCACCAUUGUGCUGGGGGUCUUCAUCGUCUGCUGGCUGCCUGCCUUUAGCAUCCUGCUCCUGGACUAUGCCUGUCCUGUCCGGUCCUGCCCCAUCCUCUACAAGGCCCACUACUUCUUUGCCUUCGCCACCCUGAACUCAUUGCUUAACCCUGUCAUCUACACAUGGCGCAGCCGGGACCUGCGGCGGGAGGUACUGCGGCCACUGCAGUGCUGCAAGCAGGCGGCAGGGGUUCAAGGACGGCGGGGUGGGACCCCGGGCCAUCAGCUCCUGCCUCUCCGCAGCUCCAGCUCACUGGAGAGGGGCACGCACAUGCCCACGUCGCCCAUGUUUCUGGAGGACAACACGAUAGUCUGAGGGGCAAGUGGGCCACCAGACCAUGGCAGAGGACUCUGUGGGGAGGCACAGGGGACCUUGGACAGAGAUGUGGGGCUGCCAAGCAAGAUGCCCCCACUCCGCAGACCUGGGUGAUAUUGAAAAUAUUUCACACCGGGCAGAGCUGCAUCAGGGUCAGAGGCUAGUGUGGUAACUGUUGUGACACCUUAGAACUGGAUCGUGGGGAGGCUUGGAGGACCUGGAAAGGGCCUGGGUUACAGCAGGCAGAUACUCAGGUGGCACAGCAGACAAGCACUCAGGGGGAACUCAGGGCAGGAAAAAUUUACAAUCUGGUCCAAGGGAUUUCAACAUUUCACGACUCUCUGGCCCUUUGCCCUGUACAAAACUUCCCUCUCCGAGUCUAGACCCCCUGUUACCUUCUGGCAACCUUAGGCCACUUCCCCAGAACCACUGUCCCCAGACGCUGGAGGCCUCCUCCCUGACUGUCCUGGGUGGCUCUGGCUAACAGUUGCAAGGCCCAAAUCCACAGCUUCCUUAAAUUUCACCAGCUGCCACUUUGGCUACUUCUUCCCUUUCCUCUCUCUCUCCACGAGAUGCUGGGGAACCACAGGGUGGAGGCGGCGCUGGAUGGCAUUCUCAGACCUCACUGUCCAAUUGCACUAUUUGGGGGCACUGAAGCAUCACCAAGGGCUGGAAAAACUGGCCUGGGGGGCUGAGUAGGACUCUGGGCCUCCUGGUGGGAAAGGGUGAAACUUGAGAAGGUUCUAGGGGAGCUGUUUGCACAGGAUCCCCACUCCUAACCCCCCUCCCCAAGAUACUUCCACCUCGAGCCCAGCUGAGCCCGCUGUAUCUCCUUUCCAGUUGUAUUGUAUGGAGGAGCAUGGGGGUGGGGGUGCCAAGGACACUUGUGGGGUACUCUCCCCUCAGCUGCACCAGAAGGACUUUGCUAAAUUCCAUGGAUAGAUGGAAGGGACGUUGCGGUACAAAUGAAUAUUUAUGUGUGUCUGUGUGCAUGUGUGCAUGUGUGUGUCAGUGAUGUGUGUGAUCCCCUCUCCCCACCAUGCUCCCCCAGAAUGGAUGCUAUUGUGGUCUCACAUGUGUGUUGAAGCUGCCAAAGAGGGGUCCGGUCCCUGCACAGGCCCCCUUUGUAAUUGCUGGCUCAUCUUCCCCCUUGGGAGCUGGGGUACAGCUCUUGGGGAAGGAAACCUCAUGCCUCAAAGUGCUUUCUUGUGAAUGCAAAGGCUGGGGGAGGGGGUCUUGGGGGGCAAGGAGCCAGUCGGGGGUUUGUCUCCCCCAUACAGCUCCCCAGAUGCCCCCCGUGCCUGAGACCUGGGCCCAGGCCAAUAAACGGUUCAAUCUCUCA
Molecule: messenger RNA, 2570 nt
Organism: Nyctereutes procyonoides (raccoon dog)
Lineage: Eukaryota; Metazoa; Chordata; Mammalia; Carnivora; Canidae
Gene: S1PR2
Product: sphingosine-1-phosphate receptor 2
Exons: 2
Coding region: 170-1228 (352 amino acids)
Biological process (GO): sphingosine-1-phosphate receptor signaling pathway
Cellular component (GO): membrane
Molecular function (GO): sphingosine-1-phosphate receptor activity
Source: RefSeq, a predicted model, not a curated record